Messenger RNA from Alternaria arbusti, 792 nucleotides. RefSeq lists its product as uncharacterized. Lineage: Eukaryota; Fungi; Ascomycota; Dothideomycetes; Pleosporales; Pleosporaceae. The record is from RefSeq and is a predicted model, not a curated record. The transcript is spliced from 2 exons. Bases 1 to 792 code for a protein of 263 amino acids.
AUGUCCAUCUCCGACAUUCACCUCCACUUUGGUCACUCGCCUUUGCCAACGCUCACCACUACGACUUCGACUUCGACUUCGACUUCAACACCAAACCAACAGAGACAACCUCAAACUCCUCUACUCAAUCCAACACACAUUUCAACAGACAAGGCAAUGUCUACACACGCCGCACAACUGCUCGAGCAGCAACUGUUUACUGCCAUCAAGACACAAAUCAUCAGUCUAGCAACGCCUCUUUAUGGCACAAGAUCAGAAGACGCAUCAAAAGUCUAUGAUGUAGUCACCUACAGCAUGACCACCAACAGUGAUGGCAGUAGCAACGAUAGCAGAAGCACCUUCAACACUGCCAGCACCAGGAGCAACAACGAUGAUGAAGAGGAAAUAAUGUCAACCUACGGUGUGGCAUUGAUUCUCUACACAGGCGCUUCAAAUUCGCCAUUCACAUCAUGGACACUGAUCAGCCAUGUGGAGGAUCAGCCUGACAUCAUCACUGGGGCGAAUUGUCUGUUGGAAGACUUGAGGAAGGGGAUGAGUGGAGUUAUCAGUGUCUGCAUGCAAACGGGUAAUUGGGUGAUGAAACAUGGGAGGAUUCCCAACGUUGCGGGUGUUAGCGAAGGAGGGCAGGAGGGUGAAGAGGAAGUCGAGGAUGAGCAUGGGGGUGACGGAGGGGACAAUAUGGACGUCAGGCGUGGCGCUGAAGGUGGCGGCGGUAGAAUGGACGAUGCCAGCGAAGACCCGAAGCAGACUGGCUGGAGUCCAAGGUUGUCGAAAAUCAUCGAAGAGGUGUAG